Messenger RNA from Saprolegnia parasitica CBS 223.65, 879 nucleotides. RefSeq lists its product as hypothetical. The coding region runs from base 1 to 879 and encodes 292 amino acids. Lineage: Eukaryota; Oomycota; Saprolegniomycetes; Saprolegniales; Saprolegniaceae. The record is from RefSeq and is a predicted model, not a curated record. The transcript has a single exon.
AUGUACACGACGUCGUACGAAGCUACGCCGCUGGUCGCGGUCCCGACCGCCUCGCUCGUGCGCGAGGUUGACGACGACUCGUUCACGGACCACGUGUUUCGCCUCCUUGGCAGCCCGUUCCAGCUCGUGACUGUGCUGCUUGUGCCGUACCAUGCGUUCAACUUGCUCUUCGCGGUCGCCGCCGCCGUCGCCGUCGUUGCCGGCACGGCGCUGGGCCUUGGCCUCCUUCCGCUCUGCUGCUUUGGCGUCCUCGUGCUGCAAGGCGUGCUCUACUUGAUGUUGUCGCUUGCAAAAGUCGACGUAUCGCUCUACAACUGCGUCGCGCCGCGCGGCGACCGCAUUCUCGAUACGUUCCACAUGCCGCGCCAGGGGCCGUUCCGGUUUGCGGGCCAGAGGCUGUCGCCGGGCCUCACGCAGCUCUUCUCGCAAGAGUCGUUUCUUGGCAUGUUUUACUUUGUGUUGGUCAAGUGCCCCCUCACGCUACUCGCGAGCGUCUCGUCGCUUGGGCUACUGGCCGUCGUUAGCGCCUGCUUUGCCUUUCCGUUCCACUACGACUUCUUCGUGGACCACAAGGACCUCUUGGCGCUGCGCUUUAAGCACGGCACGCUGCGCACGCAUGGCGUGAUCGAGACCUUUCCGCUGGCCGAGAGCGACUGGCCCCAAGUCGCUGUCUUUGGGGUUGUCUUACUCUACCUCACGUGCGUGUGGAUGCACGUCUGCGCCAUGGCGCUCCGUGCGACAACGAAAGCGUUCUUGUGCGAGUACUUUACAGCAUCGGGCGUCGUCUACUGCCACGGCCAAGGCCCGUCGUUGCCGCCGCCGUCGGCGCCGCCGCUCUAUGGCUCGGCACAACCGGCAUACGCGUACGAAAAGCAGUGA